AUGCUGAAGACCUUCCCAGAGAUCUUGGAGCCUGCGGAAACGUUUGUUCACAUUAACUUGACAAAAACAGCAAUUAAGGAACUGUCUUCAUCUGUGGAUUAUUUGGUUGGACUUCGAACCUUGUGCCUGAAGUUAUGCAGUGAUCUGGUGUCACUUCCAAAUAGCAUUGCUAAUCUAAACUAUCUAUCUGAGCCUGAUUGUUCUGGUUGUUGCAGUAUUGUGAACCUUCCAGGGAGCAUAGCUAAUCUCUCAAGCUUAAAACCACUUGAUUUAAGUGAUUGCAAAAGGCUUGAAUGUAUCCCACAACUUCCAUCAUCUCUAAACCAGUUGUUGGCGUAUGACUGCCCGUCCGUUAGAAAAAUAAUUCCAAAUUCAAGGUUGGAACUCCCAUCAAAUUCCGAUAAGGACAACUUCAUAUUUCAUUUCACCAAUAGUCAAGAACUAGAUGAAACUGCUUGCAGUAAUAUUGGGGCUGAAACAUGGCUUAGGAUCACCAAGGAUGCAUACAGAUCUGUGUUCUUUUGUUUUCCUGGGAGUGCAAUUCCUGGUUGGUUUCCUUAUCGUUGUACAGGAGUUUGGUAG
Molecule: messenger RNA, 582 nt
Organism: Medicago truncatula (barrel medic)
Lineage: Eukaryota; Viridiplantae; Streptophyta; Magnoliopsida; Fabales; Fabaceae
Product: disease resistance protein TAO1
Exons: 1
Coding region: 1-582 (193 amino acids)
Source: RefSeq, a predicted model, not a curated record